Molecule: messenger RNA, 489 nt
Organism: Staurois parvus
Lineage: Eukaryota; Metazoa; Chordata; Amphibia; Anura; Ranidae
Source: the annotation of a GenBank genome assembly
AUGUGCAUAAAAGAUCUCACACAGGGGAGAAGUCCUAUUCUUGUACUGUGUGCGGGAAAUGCUUUUCAGACAAGUCCAAUCUUUCUGCCCAUCAGAGAUUGCAUACUGGGAAAAAGACAUUUUCCUGUCCCGAGUGCGGGAAAUGUUUUUCAGUCAAGUCCAGUCUUUGCAUACAUCAAAGAUCUCACACGGGGGAGAAGCCAUAUUCAUGUCCUGAGUGUGGGAAGGAUUUCCAGCGUAAAUCAGAUCUUAAUGUGCAUAAAAGAUCUCAUACGGGGGAGAAGCCAUAUUCCUGUCCUGAGUGCGGGAAAUGUUUUUCACAGACAUCCCAUCUUUACAGUCAUCAGAGAUUUCAUACGGGGGAGAAGCCGUAUUCCUGUCCUGAGUGCGGGAAAUGUUUUUCAAAUAAGUCCAGUCUUCAUAAACAUCAAAGAUCUCACACGGGGGAGAAGCCUUAUUCCUGUCCUGAGUGCGGGAAAUGUUUUGUAG